Molecule: messenger RNA, 1341 nt
Organism: Hippocampus zosterae (dwarf seahorse)
Lineage: Eukaryota; Metazoa; Chordata; Actinopteri; Syngnathiformes; Syngnathidae
Gene: ola1
Product: Obg-like ATPase 1
Exons: 11
Coding region: 142-1329 (395 amino acids)
Cellular component (GO): cytoplasm
Molecular function (GO): ATP hydrolysis activity; GTP binding; ATP binding
Source: RefSeq, a predicted model, not a curated record
UUCGUACUGACCAAUCAGAACGCUCGCUUGCCCCAACACUUCCGCUCAGCUCUCGCUGCAGCCUGUCUUGUCUUUCCCAGUCAAGUGGUGAGUGUGAGCAGCAAUCGCUGAAGUGCACGGCACGUAGAAACCAAAAUAAAGAUGGCUCCAAAGAAGGGAGAAGCACCUAAGCCGCCCCAGUUGAUUGGACGCUUCGGGACGUCGCUUAAAAUUGGAAUUGUGGGACUGCCAAACGUAGGGAAAUCCACCUUUUUCAACGUGUUGACCAAAAGCCAAGCAGCAGCUGAGAAUUUCCCAUUCUGUACCAUCGACCCCAACGAAAGCAGAGUGCCCGUCCCCGAUGAACGCUUCGAUUUCCUCUGCCAGUAUCACAAACCAGCCAGUAAGGUUCCCGCUUUCCUUAACGUGGUGGACAUCGCCGGCCUGGUGAAGGGCGCUCACUCGGGACAAGGGCUGGGGAACGCCUUCCUCUCCCACAUCAGCGCCUGCGACGGCAUCUUUCACAUGACACGCGCUUUUGAUGAUGAGGACAUCAUCCACGUGGAGGGUAACGUGGACCCAGUGCGGGACAUGGAGAUCAUCCACGAGGAGCUUCGGCUCAAGGACGAGGAGAUGAUCGCCCCGAUCCUGGACAAGCUGGAGAAGACGGCGGUCCGAGGCAACGAUAAGAAGCUUAAACCGGAAUACGACAUCAUGUUGAAGGUGAAGAACUGGGUGGUCGACGAGAAGAAACACGUGCGAUUCUGCCGGGACUGGAAUGACAAAGAGAUAGAGGUUUUGAACAAGUACCUGUUCCUCACAUCCAAACCCAUGAUCUACCUGGUCAACCUCUCCGAGAAGGAUUACAUCCGCAAAAAGAACAAGUGGCUGGCUAAAAUCAAGGAGUGGGUGGAUGCUCACGACCCGGGCUCCAUGGUGAUCCCCCUCAGCGGAGCGUUGGAGUCCAAACUCUUUGACAUGGAGCCAGAGGAGCAGCAAAAAUAUUGCGAGGAGCAAAAGACACAAAGUGUCUUGACCAAAAUAAUCAAGACGGGCUACGCAGCGCUACAGCUGGAGUAUUUCUUCACCGCAGGACCGGACGAGGUGCGAGCGUGGACAAUCAGGAAAGGCAGCAAAGCUCCACAGGCGGCCGGCAAGAUCCACACUGACUUUGAGAAGGGCUUCAUCAUGGCCGAGGUGAUGAAGUUUGUCGACUUCAAAGAGGAGGGUAGCGAAAAUGCAGCCAAGGCUGCAGGCAAAUACAGACAGCAGGGUCGGAACUACGUGGUGGAGGACGGUGACAUUAUCUUCUUUAAAUUCAACACACCCAACGCACCCAAGAAGAAAUAAGAAUGUCGAGAA